This is a messenger RNA of Acanthisitta chloris (rifleman), 1925 nucleotides long. It is a transcript of the gene KATNB1, whose product is annotated as katanin p80 (WD repeat containing) subunit B 1. The transcript is spliced from 18 exons. Gene Ontology annotation, biological process: microtubule severing; microtubule depolymerization. Gene Ontology annotation, molecular function: microtubule binding. The record is from RefSeq and is a predicted model, not a curated record. Gene Ontology annotation, cellular component: katanin complex. NCBI's taxonomy places the organism in Eukaryota, Metazoa, Chordata, Aves, Passeriformes, Acanthisittidae. Bases 3 to 1925 code for a protein of 640 amino acids.
UCAUGGCCCACAGCAGCAAUGUCUCCUCAGUAGUGUUGGGCAAAGGUUCAGGCCGGAUGCUGGCCACUGGAGGAGAUGACUGUCGGGUCAACAUAUGGUCACUUAACAAGCCCAACUGCAUCAUGACCUUGACAGGCCACACAACACCCAUUGAGAGCCUACAGGUCAAUCCAAAUGAGAAACUCAUAGUUGCAGGGUCCCGGUCAGGGUCCAUUCGAGUUUGGGACCUGGAAGCUGCCAAAGUUCUUCGUACCUUACCGGGUCACAAAGCAAAUAUCUGCAGCCUUCACUUUCAUCCUUUUGGAAGCUUUGUGGCAUCUGGCUCCCUGGACACCAACAUAAAGCUCUGGGAUGUAAGAAGAAAAGGCUGUAUCUUCACAUUCAAGGGUCACACAGACGCAGUUCGAUGUCUGCGCUUUAGCCCUGAUGGGAAAUGGGUAGCCUCUGCUGCUGAUGAUCACACUGUAAAGCUGUGGGAUCUGACUGCUGGGAAGUUAAUGUUUGAGUUCACAGGACAUACCGGCCCAGUAAACGUUGUUGAAUUCCAUCCCAAUGAAUACCUUUUGGCUUCUGGCAGCUCUGACAGGACUGUUCGGUUCUGGGACUUGGAGAAGUUUCAAGUUGUGAGCUGUAUUGAAGAGGAAGUUACUCCUGUCAGGUGUGUGCUCUUCAACCCAGAUGGCUGCUGCUUGUACAGUGGCUUCCAGGAUACGCUGCGUGUGUACGGCUGGGAGCCCGAGCGCUGUUUUGAUGUGGUCUUGGUGAACUGGGGGAAAGUAGCUGACUUAUCUAUCAGCAACAACCAGCUGAUAGGAGUUUCCUUUGCACAAAGCACAGUCUCUUCCUUCGUUGUGGAUCUCAGCAGAGUCCCAAAAUCAGAUUCUGUUCCUCCUGGGCUGCUCAGGGAUGACCAGCCUCUUAUGCCACCUGGCCACGCAGGGGCCUCCCUUCGCCGCAUCUAUGACAGGUCCUCAACAAGCUGCAGCAAACCACAGAGAAUGAAGCACAACUCAGAGAGUGAGAGGCACAGUCCUAGCAGUGAAGAUGACCGGGAUGAGAAGGAAUCAAAGGCUGAGAUCCAGAACCAGGAGGAUUACAAGGAGAUCUUCCAGCCCAAGAAUGCAAUCUGCCGAACUCCUCCUCGAAGCGAGCCCUUUCCAGCCCCUCCUGAGGAUGAGCCUGUAACAGCAAAGGAAGCAGUGAAGCCCAGCCGAGCCGUGGAUGUGCAGACCUCAUUGCCAAAGCAAGAGCUUCCUGAUCCAGUACAGAGGCCACUGGUUGUCUCCUCAAGUUCUUUGGCCAGAGCAGAGCCGUCCGUGAUUCCUGCAGCCAGGAAUGAGCCCAUUGGCCUGAAGGCCUCUGACUUCCUACCAGCUGUGAAAAACCAAAGCCAAACUGAGCUCGUGGAUGAGGAAGCCAUGUCCCAGAUCAGGAAAGGCCACGAGACCAUGUGUGCGGUGCUCACCAGCCGCCUCAAGAACCUUCACGCCGUGCGGGCUGUAUGGAGCACCAGUGACAUCAAGAACUCUCUAGACUCUGCAGUGGCAAUCAGCGAUCUGUCUGUGGUCGUGGACCUCUUGAAUAUUAUCAACCAAAAAGCGUCUCUCUGGAAGCUGGAUUUGUGUACUAUAGUCCUACCACAGAUAGAAAAACUACUCCAAAGUAAAUAUGAAAGUUAUGUGCAGACAGGCUGUACCUCCCUGAAACUCAUUCUUCAGAGAUUCCUGCCACUCAUCACAGACAUCCUUGCUGCACCACCUUCUGUCGGAGUGGACAUCAGCAGAGAGGAAAGGCUCCAGAAAUGCGAGCUGUGCUACAAGCAACUGAAAAACAUCAGCAAUGUUGUCAAGGACAAGUCUGGGCUCAGCGGCCGCCAUGGUAGUGCCUUUCGGGAACUGCUGCUCCUCAUGGCUGCCCUGGAGUAA